AUGGAAGGCACUGCCUCCGCCGCUGACGGAAACGGCGUUGCCGAAGGGCGCGAACGACGAGCGACGGCGACGGCGACCGGGCACGACGUCUCAUCCGCGGCGAACCUACACACACACGCACACACGCUGCAGACACACGCGCGCACGCAAGCACAAGUCGGCCCCGCGAGUUUCUCGUCGUGCAAAACGUUUUCAGUGAGACUCGGACGACGGCCUCGGCUGCAGGGACGGCGGACUAGGCGCGGACGAGGAGCCGGCGACCGGACUCAAAAAACGUUCCAUUCCUCGCGAAUAUACCCACCCGAGACCAAGGAUUUCAGACGCAUUGGACAUUUCGAUGAUAUAUACUGCCAUUUCACAAUUCCAGUACACGACGACACUGCGCCGACCGACCAAAAGGUACAACAGCAGCAUCGAGAGCCUGCUCACGUGAUAUCCAAGUAUCUACUCUUCUGUGAUUUCGGCCCGAGGCCGAGUACACAAACGCCGUGUUCGCCGGAUAAAUCUGAGGUUAAAGGUGAAACGGCCGCCGAUGUCAUGUCUCCAGACACCGCCAGUCGUGUGUUCCACACGGAAUAAUAGUAAUACUAAUACAAAUAACAACGAUUAGUAAUAAUAAAAUAUUACAAAUCGUUAUUGUUGUAUCAUUGCUAAUGCUUGAAGUCGUGCGAUAAUACACGGGCCACAUAAAAUACAAGGCGACGAAACAACGGUACAUUAUUUUCUACGCCACACCACAACCCGUUACCACAAACUCAACAGUUAUAUAUAUAGUGAGUAAAAACAAAAACAAAUUUAAAAAAAAAUUCUAAUAUCGCACCAGCCGAAAAAGUACUUAAAUAUAAUAUUGUUUUGUAUUAUAUUAUAUUGUCAUAAGUAUAUAUUUUUUUUUGCCGUUCUCGUCGGUUGUAUACCCGAGCGAUACUGUCGAAAAUAGGCAGAGGUAUACAAAUGUGUAUUAUUAAAUAACAAUUAUUAAAUGAUGAUAAUAUUGUAUACGUGAAAAAAAUUAAACUAUUUCGUUCAACACGUUCUGUCAAACCAAAA
Myzus persicae (green peach aphid) is the source of this 1047-nucleotide messenger RNA. RefSeq lists its product as uncharacterized. The coding region runs from base 1 to 579 and encodes 192 amino acids. The record is from RefSeq and is a predicted model, not a curated record. Lineage: Eukaryota; Metazoa; Arthropoda; Insecta; Hemiptera; Aphididae. The transcript has 4 exons.